This is a messenger RNA of Lathyrus sativus (Indian pea), 1113 nucleotides long. NCBI's taxonomy places the organism in Eukaryota, Viridiplantae, Streptophyta, Magnoliopsida, Fabales, Fabaceae. The record is from the annotation of a GenBank genome assembly.
AUGAUUGUCUCUUGGAAUAUCAGAGGGCUGAAUAAAGCAGGCAAAGUUAGGGAGAUCAGCUCUCGUCUCCAAAAACUCGCCCCUGCAAUAUCUGUGUUAAUUGAAACUAGAGUUAAGGAAAAGAAUGCAAUUUGUAUUCGUCGAAAAUUGAGAUUAGAAGGCAACUAUAUAGAUAACUAUUCUCACCAUGAUAAUGGCAGAAUUUGGAUCCAUUGGGAUGAGAAGAAAAGGAACAUGGCACUGGUGGAAAGCACAGAUCAGCUGAUUCACUGCAAGAUUAAUGAUGUUAAUGGAAAUUUUCUGUUUUGGUUGACAGCCAUUUAUGCACAUAACCAGCUGCAAUGCAGGAAGGAAUUGUGUCAGGAUAUUGAAAGGAUUAAUGCACAACAAAAUGGGCCUUGGAUCCUAGUAGGUGAUUAUAACAACGUGAUGAAAACUGAAGACAGAAUUGGCGGUAACGAUGUUACAGAGCAAGAAUACAUAGACUUGACUGAGAUGAUGAGUAAUACGUGUUUAUAUGAAAAGGAUAGUGGUGGAGACUACUUCACAUGGUCGAAUAAACAGGGGGAUAAUGCUAUUUACUCUAGAAUUGAUCAUGUCCUCUGUAACGUUGAAUGGAUGCAACAGAACGGUAAUACGACGUUAACGAAUAUGAACCCCAGUAUAUCAGGCCAUGCCAUGAUUGUGUUACAUGACAGUAUUAAAGCCCAGCGGCCUAAAAAACAGUUUCGAUUUAUAAACUGCUGUGCUGAAAUGGAUAACUUUCAGGAAAUAGUCAAGAACAAUUGGGACAUGCCGCUAGUAGGAAAUCCAAUGUUUGCUGUUUGGAAGAAAUUGCAAAGGUUACAACCCCACAUCAGGAAGUUGAGCAAACCGUUGGCUGAGAUUCACAAGGAAAUUGCUCGAGCUCGUAAUGAUUUGAACAAGGCGCAUGAUACUUUAAUGACUGAUAGAUUGGAUUCAGGAAAGAUUCAUAUGGUUAAGAAAUGUUCUGAUAAUAUUAUUAGGCUACAAGAGAUGGAUGAUAGUAUGGUGAGGCAACGAGCUAAAAUUGACUGGCUGCGGCUUAGUGACGGUAACAAUAAGUAUUUUCAUGCCUCUAUUAUGAUGUGA